AUGCCAUUGUGGGAUGUUGAUGAACUUGAGAAGGGGUUCUAUUGCACACUUGGACCUUCUGAUAAUAUUGAAGAAGAAUAUGAAAAAUGUGGUCUGAACAUGGAUGUUAUUCGGAAAACUAUUGGGGCAGUUGCCACAGGGUCAGAUAACAUUAGUCAUAGGACAUUAUCACACUUAAUUAUUUAUCAAAAUAAUGAACAAAGCAAUGACAGAAGAAAAACAGAAACUGAAUUCUUACAAGCAAGUGAAGGUGAAGGACAAAUAUCACCAAUGAGAGGUACAUUAUUUGAAGGCUUUGCACACAAAUGUCUCCAAAAUGGUGGGACAUUCACUGUACGUAGUUUGAAGAAUAAGGCAUCCUUGCCAAUUUCAAUAGUUCUGCAACAGAGAACUCUCAAGUGGUUUCGUAAUACGCAAGAUAUUUCUCCGUCCAAUUGCUUGAAAUUUUCCAAGCAGUGA
This is a messenger RNA of Funneliformis geosporum, 459 nucleotides long. The record is from the annotation of a GenBank genome assembly. NCBI's taxonomy places the organism in Eukaryota, Fungi, Glomeromycota, Glomeromycetes, Glomerales, Glomeraceae.